AUGCUUAAGGUUGGCGACCACUGCUUGUCAACAUUAUUCUUUGUUGAUGAUCAGGUACUAAUUGCUAAUGGUGAAGAGGAUAUAGAUUAUAUGUUAAGGAAACUACAAGAGGAAUAUAAUCUAGCGGGAAUGAAAAUGGACAUGGCCAAAACAGAAUAUUUAAGAAUAGGUAAAGAAGGCAAAGAUCUCGACUUGUGGUUAAGAUUGGUUAAUCAAUUCGAAGAGUAUAAAUACCUUGGUAGUAUUCGGUCUAACAAAGGCUCAUCUGUACAAGAGAUACAACGCAAAAUUCAACAGGGACAGAGGAGUACAAUAUACGGAGCAAUUGUGGAACCAAUAAUGACAUACGAAUCAGAAUCUUGGCAGCAAAAAGAACCAAUGAGGAGGAAAAUAGAUGCUGUAGAAAUGGAUUUUCUCAGAAGAUUAUGUCGCAUAUCUAGGUUAGAACACAUACCAAAUGACGAGAUUAGACGCCGUACACAUCGAAGGCACAGAACAACUGAACGAAUUGAAACAAGACAACUGGCAUGUUAG
This is a messenger RNA of Cylas formicarius (sweet potato weevil), 534 nucleotides long. RefSeq lists its product as uncharacterized. Lineage: Eukaryota; Metazoa; Arthropoda; Insecta; Coleoptera; Brentidae. The coding region runs from base 1 to 534 and encodes 177 amino acids. The transcript has 2 exons. The record is from RefSeq and is a predicted model, not a curated record.